Molecule: messenger RNA, 683 nt
Organism: Mytilus trossulus (common blue mussel)
Lineage: Eukaryota; Metazoa; Mollusca; Bivalvia; Mytilida; Mytilidae
Product: complement C1q tumor necrosis factor-related protein 4-like
Exons: 3
Coding region: 31-585 (184 amino acids)
Molecular function (GO): protein binding
Source: RefSeq, a predicted model, not a curated record
UUAACCCUUCAGCAUAAUCUUGAAGAAACCAUGAGUCUGUUCAAAAUAAUUGCUUGUAUAGCCUUUGUGACAACAGUCAUUUCUCACAAGCAAUGUGUUAAAAAUGCCAACCUUUGGAAAAGUAUUCAAUAUCAACUCAAGUUAGUUGAGAGUUCUGAGGGAAGAUGUGACUGUGGAUCCCAAGAUUUGAACACACAUAAAAUGGUGGGAUUUCUAGUCAAAAGUCAGAAGCACAUACAAAAUUUCAAUGGAGUAGUGGUUUAUGAUACAGUCGUCACUAAUACUGGCAGUGGAUAUGAUACUUCUAAUGGACACUUUAUUGCCCCUUAUGAAGGUCUAUAUUAUUUUUCAUGGACAACCCUUACUGUCCAUGACAAAUCCUUCUUCACACACUUGAUGCACAAUGGUAAAACAAUUGUGAUAAAUCAUGCUGCUGCCAGAGGAAUAUCUUCGGAACAGAUGUCAGCAACACAAAGUGCUGUACUUCAAUUAGCAGCAAAAGAUAAAGUGUACAUAAAGACACAUGGGACAGAAAAGUAUUUGUAUGGUGCUGGUUAUUCUACGUUCACUGGUUUCAAAAUCUAACUUUUUUUUUUAAUAUUUUUUAAUAUGUUCUAUUAUUCUAUAUAUUGUAUUGUAUUAUAUAAUGUAUUGUAUAAAAUUGUUUGAUUGUAUUGCUUGAC